Plasmodium berghei ANKA is the source of this 3210-nucleotide messenger RNA. Its product is annotated as phosphoglycerate mutase, putative. The record is from RefSeq and is a predicted model, not a curated record. Gene Ontology annotation, cellular component: cytoplasm. Gene Ontology annotation, molecular function: phosphatase activity. NCBI's taxonomy places the organism in Eukaryota, Apicomplexa, Aconoidasida, Haemosporida, Plasmodiidae. The transcript is spliced from 2 exons. The coding region runs from base 1 to 3210 and encodes 1069 amino acids.
AUGAUGAAAGGGAACUAUUCAUAUGAACGACAUGGGUCACAACAUUUUAACAUAAAUAGCUAUGGUUCUAGAAUAAAUAGCAAGAAUAAUAAUAAUAAUAAUAAUAAAACAGAUAAAUAUGAUUAUUCAUAUUAUAACGGGAAAACAAACUACGGAUAUUAUAGAGAAGGUAACUACUAUUUUAAUGAUGAAGUUAGUUAUAAAAUAAAAAAUAGAAUGAAUAAAUAUGAAUAUUCUUAUGAUAAUUAUGGAGAGUAUCGAUACUCUAAAAACAAUAAUUCAAAAAAUGGAAAUGAAAAAAAAUAUUAUCACUAUUAUAAAGAUAAAUAUAAUAAAAAUAAUUUAAACACUAACACACACUUUGAAAAAAUAAAUAGUGACAACAAUAUGUCAAAUAAACAAAAUAAAAGUACUGAAAAUAAUUCUACUAAAAUUAAUGAAUUAAUAAAUAAUAUAUAUUAUAAGAUUUCUUAUUAUUUAAAAAAAAAUCGAAAAUAUUUAAAUAAAAUACUCCAACAAAAUUAUGAAAUAAAUAUUUAUCUUAUAAGACAUAUGGAAGCACAACAUAAUAAACAACAUGUUGAAGAUUUAGAUACCCCAAGAGAUUUGAUAUACAAACGACCUAUCUAUUUGGAUAGUGUAGCUACUGAAGAGGGAAUAAAAAUGUGUGAGGAUGUAAGGAAUUAUCACCUGAACGGUACAGGUAAAAGUGGGUGCAAUAAAAUGCAUGACAUAUAUUAUAAAGAAAUAAUUCAACUAUACAAUGAUUAUAUUGAAAAAUGUGAUAAAGAACAGCAAACUAGUAAAGAAAAUAGCAAAGAAAGUAGAAAAGAAAGUAGCAAAGAAAAUAAAAAAGAAAAUAAAAAAGGAGUAUUUGAACGAAACAACAAUUUUGUUAUAAUAUCGUCGCCUCUAAGAAGAUGUUUACAAACAAUGAAGUAUUUGUUCAAUUUUAAAAAAAAUAUAGUUAUUUAUGAACCAAUAAGAGAAAUAUCGGGUAGUUAUAUUACUGAUCAAAGAUCAAAAACAUCUGAAGUUAAAAAAUUUUGUGAUAAUAAUUUUGAUGAAUAUGAAUUAAUGUGUUUUGGUGAAGAAGAUAUAAUGAGUGUAGAAAGAUUUAGAGAAUCAUCUUGUCAAGUAUAUUUCCGUUGCUUACAGUUUUUAAAGUUUGUACAUUCCCUAGCUAUUAAUUAUUUUGCAUCUAUAGAACGCGAAAAUGAUUCUAUGAGUUUGGAUGUGAAAAUAGGAAAUUCGAAGAGCCCCAAAGGAAAUAGUAACCAAUCCAAUAUGAAAAAUAAUGAAGAAAAACAAAAUUCAACUCCAAAUUCUGAAAUCGAUGAUUAUAUAAACGAUAAAUGUAACAAUGAAGAAACAUGUACAAAAACAAACGAAAAAAAUAAAAAGUCUUUUAAUAUAGUCGUUGUAUCACAUAGUUCCUAUUUAUUACAUCUUUUAGCGUUACUUGAUUAUCUAAAUUUAGAUGCUAGAAAUUUUAAUAAUUGUGAUAUUAGAAAAAUAACAAUACCCUUAACUAAUACAUUUUUAUUUUUUAAUAAUAUAAUUAACUUACAGCUAGCUAAACCAGUGAUAUCAAAUAAUAUGCCUUUAUGUUUUAGGGACAAACAAAAAAAUGUUUUGAAAAAAACUUAUAAAGAUAAAAAUAUAUAUACACUAAAUAGCAUAAAUGAUAUAGAUGAUAUAAUUUGUGAAAGCCCUUGUACAAUUAUUAUAUACCAGUAUAAUGAGUUAAUAAAAAAUCAAAAUAACUAUAAAAAAUAUUUAGAAAAAAUCAAAAAUUUUAUAGAUAAUAAUAACAAGGAGUUUCAGUUAAAAAACGGGUAUUUUUCCAACGGAAUGUAUAAAAAAUAUGUUUUAAAAAAAGGGAAAAAUGAUGAUAAUAGUGAAAAUAAUAUGUACAAUUUAGGUCGAGAUAUUCUCGUUACAGAUGCAAGUGAGCAUCUCGGUUUUUCCGAAAGAAAACAAGCAUGGGAACUUAACAGGAAGGGAUAUAUUGCAGGGCAGAAUGUAAUAUUAAUAGUAUUACCUGAUGUUGAAAAUGCACCCAAAAAAACUAAUGCACCAAAUAAUAAAGGAAUUGAAACGGAUCUCGACACUAAAACAAAUGAUGAUGAUAAUGAAGACCUUGGUUCUCUAAAAAAUGUUACUAAAAUUAUAGACAAUUAUGAUAGUGUUCAAGAUUUAAUAAAAUCGCCAGAUUUUUGGAUAUCGAUAAAAAAAAAUAUAGAUAAUAUAAAUUUAAAUUCAUUUCAUGAAUAUAUAAUUAAAAAAUACAACAAAAUAUUGACGACAGAAAAUGAAGAUUUCUGCUAUAUCGAUUUAGUAGCAUCACUUGAAAACAAAAAUUUUAUUAACAAGUAUGGAAAUAUGUUUAAUGGCUAUUUUAAAAAAUUAAAAGAAAAAUAUAAUAAUAAUAAUUCAUCACUAAACUUGGAAAAAGAAUGUAAGUAUAUAAAUGAAAAUUUAAUCAACAAAAUAUUCCCUCAAGAAUAUGAAACAUCAAAAGAUGAAGACGAAACUGGGGAAGUUUCGAUGAAUUCAAAUUUGACUUCACAGCGAAAUACUUUAAACAACCAUGAUAAGAUAAAUAUUGUAAAAAAAAAAUUUAUUUAUAUACCAAACAAAUAUAAUGAUAAAAAUAAAAUGACAAAACAAAAAAAUAACGAUAAUUAUAAUAUUAGCAAUAGCAUUGUUCCUAAUAAUAAAGCAUUUGUUAUGGAAAAUAUAAAAGUUUUAAAAUCUUUUCCUCAAUCUAUUCAAAAUUUAAAUGUAGAAAUGUUUUAUCGUGAUAAGUUUUUUUAUUUUAAUUGUCUACAUAAAUUUAUAAAAAGUAAAAAUAAAAUUGAAGGUCUAGUACUAGCCAAGUUAUUAGCAUUUCUCGAUUUACUUAAAGCAUUUAAUUUUAAUUCUACUAGUAAAAUAUUUCAAAAACUUACAAAAUUAGAUGAUAUUAUUUAUACAAAUACAAUUGAAGAUUCAUCACAAAUAGUUAAUACAUAUUCAUGCGAUAAAAAACCUGUACCUGUUAAUAACACUUUCUAUUUUUCAGCAUCCGCUAAGAAAUACAAAGAUAUACAGACACUAAAGGGGAGAAAAAAGGGAAUAGUUGACGAUUUAAAUUAUAUAAGAUAUAAUAUGUUAACAAUAUCUGGUGGCGCCGAGAAUGUAUAUAUACUAAACGUGCUUAGCUGA